GGAGCGAGGGGAAGAGCCGGGCCGCUUUUGCGACAGUGGCGCGUUUGCGACGCCGCGGCCUCAGCCUUGCCGGGAGGGGCGACGCGUGGACGUCUCCGCCUCGACGCGAGGGGCGGUGGCCUCCUUCACGCCGCCCGCGCUGAGGCACUGCAAACGUGACCCCCGGAGCAGGCGGCUUUAUGGAGGCCCUUCACAGCCCCGAGGCCCCGAGGUCGCAGCCCCGAGGCCGGGAGCGCCGUGGCCCGUCCAGCGUCGCCCCGCCAGGCCCACACGCUCUGCAUCACCCGCGCAGCCAGCGGACCGGGGCGACGCCGCAGGCCGCUCGGGGCCUUGAGCUUGCGCCCCGGCGCGGUGAAGCGCUCGGAUUUCGAGCUCGCCGACAGACGCUGUCCCGAGCAGCGGGGAGACCCGGGCGCACGAACCGAACCCCAGCCCACUUGAGGACCCCCGGGCCGGGGCUGUGACGUCACAAGGCUCCCCGCGCCCGGCCAGGCCCCCGGGCAGUGAUUGGUCCCUUCGGAGGCGGGCGGUGAUGGAGAAGGGCGGGAACAAAUUACAGAGACAAAGAGAGCCCUGGGGUGUGACAAUUAGAGAAGGGUUUGCCCGGGGGCUCCCGGGCUGAGGGCUCUGUUCAGGCCUGCUUUCGCUCGCCCCGGGGCCAGGGAGCGGAGGCGGAGGACGUGCUCUGGAACCCCGAGCCCGCGCCCCGCGGUGGGGACAGGCCCGAGGGCGUGGCUAUGUGCAGCUGCGAGGCUGGGCCGAGGAAUUGAAGUGGCGACCGAGCGGAGCCAUGGAGAAGCCGGAGUCUCUUGCGUCUGUUAGUGGCCUCAGUGCGGAGUCGCCUGGGGGCGUUUCUAAGGCAGUACCCGGAGGUGUCAAAGGUACACAGACAGACUCCGGGCCACCCUCCGGAGUAGCCCUGUUUUGCGGUGCUGGCCCCCUCCUGCAUACCGGAGGCACUGUACCUCGCCGUCCUGGCCCAAUCCAGCCCUCUGAAUGGGCAAUGACCCUCAGUUCCCGACCCAGUGCGCACCUCCGGGGUCCUGGCACUGGAACUGGGGCAAACAGGGCGUCCAUCCCAGGUCCGGGGGAGGCUAAAGUGCACAGCUCGGAGAGCAGUCCGCAGUCCGGGUCAACUUUCUUGCACUCUCAAAACUCUGAGGAACGGCCGCGGAGCAUCCUAAAGAACAGCAGCUCCAUCUUGAUGAAGAAAACCUCCAGUGGGGAGAAGAAGUCUCAGCGCUGGGAUGAGAUGAAUAUCUUGGCUACCUACCACCCUGCUGACAAAGACUAUGGCUUUAUGAAGGCGGAUGAGCCCAGCACCCCCUUCCACAGGCUGCAGGACGAUGAGGACCCAUCUGCUGGGUCGUCUCUCAAGGUGACUCCUGCCUCAUUGGCAGAGAGGUUUGCCACAAUGGACAAUUUCCUCCCCAAGGUCCUCCAGUAUGGAGACAACAAAAACUCAAAGACUGCAGACAGCUUUGCCAAGACAUACUCCAGUGAUUUUGACAAGCACCGAAAGAUACACUACAGUGAGGGGAGGCUCCUGAAGAGAAACCUGCCCUCGGCUGAGGAGGAGGGCAGCAGCGCGGCCGGCGCCAGUGUCAGCAGCAGUAGUCAACAUUUGACAAUGGACCAGAAGCCCAGGCCUGUGGAGAAAGGCUGGGCAGGAAUCAAGAAUGACAGUGUCCUGGUGACCAGCAGCCAUGUCCUAGACACCAGCGAUUCUGCUGCCCACAGAAACCCCUCGGCGUCAGAGUCCACCAUCAGGGAGACUGUGCCGCCGGCCCAUCUACAGCGCAAGGAGUAUUACAGCAAAGGGAGAUACCUGCGGUCCUGUUCCCACCCAGAGCUCAGGGACGACCUGGAAGAUGAAGAACAGGACAGUGAAACCUUGCGGCUCCAGUGGACUCAGGAAAAAGAAACUAGAUCAUGGAAAAUGUAGCCAGCUGGGGGUGGGGUGGGGCAGCUUUCCCCAGCCCUCACCACUCUCAUGGUGGACAAUAAAGAGAGCAGCAGGAAUCUGAUGCUGGGAGUUGGCUGUCCAGACUGGGAGUGUGAGGGGUCCAUACACAGUGGACAGGAAGGCAGAACCGAGAGAAGGAAGCGGAGAGCAACCCAAGGCACUGGGCUCCUAAGCACGUAGGGGCUAAGGCAGCAAAGGCACAAAUCUGAAGACAGUUUGUUCUAUGUAGUGAGAUCCUGUUUCAAAACAUUAAACCUAGGGUUUUAAAAGUCGCUAUUAGUUUUCUCACUUAAUAUGGCGUACCCGUAGAGGUCAGAGGAACUUCCAGAAUUACUUCACUGUGGCUGCUGGGGAUCAGACUCGGCUUGUCAGGCUUGCUGCGUGGCAAACACUUUUACGCUGUGAGCCACUUUGCAGGCCCCAAAACCUAGGAUCUUGAAUGGGCCCAAGCUUGCAGCAGGAUGGCAAUGUCUGACAAUUAAUUUAACAUAAAUGUAUUAACAUCA
This is a messenger RNA of Meriones unguiculatus (Mongolian gerbil), 2472 nucleotides long. RefSeq lists its product as uncharacterized. Gene Ontology annotation, molecular function: protein phosphatase inhibitor activity. Lineage: Eukaryota; Metazoa; Chordata; Mammalia; Rodentia; Muridae. The record is from RefSeq and is a predicted model, not a curated record. Gene Ontology annotation, biological process: regulation of signal transduction.